AUGACUUCCCCGAAGCGGGCAGCGGGGCGGGAAGGGUGCGGGUGCUGGGCCGCCGUCGCGCGGGGCCUCCGCGGGGCGUGCUUCCGGCCGGCGGCGCCGGCGGACGGUGAUGGCGGCGGCUCCGCCAAGGGCAGCCACGUUCACGACGCAGUAGCAGAGACAAGAUAUCUGAAUGCUAACAAUCGGGAGCUUGGUGAUCAUUUUCGGACAAAACAUGAUGGUGAAAAUGGUGUUGAUGCAUCAAUUGAAAAGAGAACACCCAAGCUACUUCAGUUUACCUUUCAAGAGUUGAAAUCUGCCACCCUUAACUUCAGGCCAGACAGUAUUCUUGGGGAGGGUGGGUUCGGUUAUGUCUUCAAGGGGUGGAUUGAGCCAAACAGCACUGCUCCUGCAAAACCUGGCACAGGGGUUACUGUGGCAGUCAAAAGUUUGAAGCCAGAUGCGCUUCAAGGUCAUAGAGAAUGGGUGGCAGAAGUUGACUUUCUGGGACAGUUGCAUCAUAAACACCUUGUUAAGCUGAUUGGAUAUUGUAUUGAGGAUGAUCAAAGGUUACUUGUAUAUGAAUUCAUGGCACGGGGAAGUCUUGAAAAUCAUCUUUUCAGAAGGGCUCUUCCCCUACCUUGGUCCAACAGAAUGAAGAUUGCUCUAGGUGCCGCGAAAGGACUAGCCUUCCUCCAUGGAGGUCCCAAACCUGUUAUUUACAGGGAUUUUAAGACAUCGAAUGUUCUUCUUGAUGCGGAGUACAACGCAAAACUAUCUGAUUUUGGUUUAGCAAAAGCUGGUCCUCAGGGUGAUAAAACUCAUGUAUCUACUCGGGUUGUUGGCACCUAUGGUUAUGCUGCACCAGAGUAUGUAAUGACAGGGCACUUGACAUCUAAGAGUGAUGUCUAUAGCUUCGGAGUUGUGCUACUCGAGAUGUUGACUGGGAGAAGAUCAAUGGACAAGAAGCGACCUACAGGGGAGCAGAACCUGGUUGCAUGGGCGAGGCCUUACCUAAAUGAUCGCCGAAGGCUCUAUCAGCUCGUAGAUCCUCGCUUGGGGCUGAACUACUCUGUCAAAGGGGUGCAAAAGGUUGCUCAGAUCUGCCACUAUUGCCUUACCCGUGAUAGUAAGUCCCGUCCAUCGAUGGAUGAAGUUGUCAAGCAACUCACACCAUUACAAGAUCUAAAUGACAUGGCAUCUGCAUCGCCAAGGCCUCGCUCAACUCAGCGCGCAAAAUUAGCUUUGAUGUUGACUGCCGAUACCUGGAGAUGUGACACCGCCAGAUGUCUCGCUCAGGUCAAUCACACUCUGUUUGGCUGGUUGGCAAAGCGAUAUAAGGAUGUAUCUGGUUGCAACAUGUAA
Molecule: messenger RNA, 1344 nt
Organism: Miscanthus lutarioriparius
Lineage: Eukaryota; Viridiplantae; Streptophyta; Magnoliopsida; Poales; Poaceae
Source: the annotation of a GenBank genome assembly